Messenger RNA from Sinocyclocheilus grahami, 835 nucleotides. Its product is annotated as mast/stem cell growth factor receptor Kit-like. Gene Ontology annotation, biological process: protein phosphorylation; multicellular organism development; positive regulation of MAP kinase activity. The coding region runs from base 19 to 765 and encodes 248 amino acids. The transcript is spliced from 6 exons. Gene Ontology annotation, molecular function: growth factor binding; transmembrane receptor protein tyrosine kinase activity; ATP binding. Lineage: Eukaryota; Metazoa; Chordata; Actinopteri; Cypriniformes; Cyprinidae. The record is from RefSeq and is a predicted model, not a curated record. Gene Ontology annotation, cellular component: signaling receptor complex; plasma membrane.
GCUGUUAUCUGUGUUGCCAUGUAUUUUAAGUGUAUCCACAGAGAUCUGGCUGCCAGGAACGUACUACUUACUCAGGGUCGAGUAGCAAAGAUAUGUGAUUUCGGUUUGGCACGCGACAUCACUAGAGAUUCCAGCUACGUCCUGAGGGGAAAUGCUCGUUUACCAGUGAAAUGGAUGUCCCCAGAGAGCCUGUUUGCUUGCGUGUACACUUUUGAGAGCGAUGUCUGGUCCUACGGUAUCUUAUUGUGGGAGAUCUUCUCUCUGGGUAACACGCCAUAUCCGGGUAUUCAAGUUGGAUCCACAUUCUAUAAGAUGAUUUUUGAAGCACCUUUAUUUUUAAGAGUGUACAGCCACUUUUACCACCAACAUCCAUUAUUUAAUGCUUUUCAAUCUGUAUCACUUCUCUCAGAAUGGUGCGAUGAUAAAGAUGAUCUCUCUUUGGAUACUGAGGAUUUACUCAGCUUCUCAUAUCAAGUGGCUAAAGGCAUGGACUUCCUCACAUCCAAAAAUUGUAUCCACAGAGAUCUGGCUGCCAGGAACGUACUACUUACUCAGGGUCGAGUAGCAAAGAUAUGUGAUUUCGGUUUGGCACGCGACAUCACUAGAGAUUCCAGCUACGUCCUGAGGGGAAAUGCUCGUUUACCAGUGAAAUGGAUGUCCCCAGAGAGCCUGUUUGCUUGCGUGUACACUUUUGAGAGCGAUGUCUGGUCCUACGGUAUCUUAUUGUGGGAGAUCUUCUCUCUGGGUCUGUAUGAGCUGGUAUAAGGCCUAUUAAACAUCUGAUAUUUAAUAGGCGUGAUCUUAUGAAGGUCUUAUGAGGUGAAAAUCUGCCUGC